CUCGCAAUGGCAGAGACAGAUCCGUGCAUCUUUUACUCAAUCGCCCGCAUAAUAGCUUGGCUGUCACGGCAUGUGCAAGAUGGGAUUCUCAUAGUAUGACUCCUUCCUUUAUUUGAUGCUCCAAUGCCCGGUCGACCUUUGCUACCGACGUAGCCUCUAUUCGGCGAUUAUCCGCAUGUUCGAGGCUCGCGAGUCUGCUAUUUGUAGAAAUGGAUCUUUGUGCCGACGAGAUCCGACCCACGUCCUAUAAAUUGCAAGGGCAUCCUUCACUCAGCCAAAGCCAAGAGACCGUUCUCAACCCAUCAUGUCUAUUACCUGCGAAAUCCAACACUCAGAUAUGAACUCGCAUUCAUGCUCCAGCGAAGCUCUAUACAAGAUCAUAGUCGCUACAUCUCAGAAGGCCAUCGUCGAUCUCUUAAACAAGCUCGGAGUUCACUUCCCCGAAUAUAGUCGCGAUCUUGAGCUCGAGGCCCACGUAAAGGCAGUCGUGCGACAAUGGGAGCAAGGAAACAUCAUGGAACCGCUUGCUGCCAGUGCCCUCGUUCUCACCACGACCGCCUACAGCCAUAUCGCAAGUCUUGAAACCAAGCUACAGAUCACCCUCUUCACGAUCUUGAUCGGCGCAUUGGACGACCCGUCCGUCUUCGAGUCCCUGCCCUCGCGCGAUUUCCAUCGUCUCAUGUGCGGCGGAACCGUCCGGAAAGAGGAGUCAGUUCUUGGUGCAUUCGCUGAGCUUCUCUCCGAUAUGUGGGCACAUUAUCCCCUGUUCACAGCCAAUACAAUUUUCACAUCUGCACUCCGCUUCAUCAACGCGUCCAUCGCGGAGAACGACUUCGCACAAGCGUCGCUGGGAUCGUGUACGCUUCCGUUCGUGGAGUACAAGCGGAGCAUGAGUGCGACCACAGAAGCAUACGCCUGUUUUAUAUGGGACAAAACGAGCUUUCCUGACGUCAAUGCAUACAUUGAAGCCAUUCCUGAUAUAAUGCUCUACGUGAGCUAUGUCAAUGACAUACUCUCUUUCUACAAGGAGGAGCUAGCAGGCGAGACGAGAAAUUAUAUCCAUGAACGAGCUUCUGCGACCGGCAAGACGACGGAAGAAACUCUCGCCGACGUCGUUUGUGACGUGGCUGAUGCCGUCAAGCGCAUCCACGACAUCCUGGGUAAAGGGCCAGCCAGGGACGCCUGGGAGAAUUUUGCGGCCGGAUACAUCACAGUACAUACUCGUAGUCCACGGUACCGCUUGCAGGAAGUCAUUGGAGAAAAGUAUUUACUGGACAUAAAUACCUGCUGUUGAAGUUGAAGACGGGGUAUUAU
This is a messenger RNA of Laetiporus sulphureus 93-53, 1314 nucleotides long. Its product is annotated as terpenoid synthase. Gene Ontology annotation, molecular function: carbon-oxygen lyase activity, acting on phosphates. Lineage: Eukaryota; Fungi; Basidiomycota; Agaricomycetes; Polyporales; Laetiporaceae. The transcript has 8 exons. The coding region runs from base 305 to 1294 and encodes 329 amino acids. The record is from RefSeq and is a predicted model, not a curated record.